ACUACUCACACCAAUUACUCACGCUCUUUACCCCACACUCUUUUACUUUUCCGUUAGAUCCUAAUUCGACGCAUCUCCGUCCUCACACCAUGUCUCACUCACACAUCCAUAACACUUUUGCACCCUCGACACUCACUAACCCAUUUGCUCCUGCUCCUCUUCGACCCAGAGCUUCAGGUAACGGCGUCAUAGGAAAUGUUCUCUCCGCCCCUCACGACACUGACGAUGGGUCUUAUGCGGAUAACGCUAUCAUCCCGAAAUUGCACUCUGAUACUAGGAAACCUGUCGAUCGUUCAGAUCCAAAAGUCUCCCAAGUUGCCAGUGCCGUAGUGCAAAACGUAAAAAGUUCCGAGGGCGAAGCCGCCGUCCAUGCGAACCAUCAACAUGGUCCAUAUGGUAGACAACCUGUUGGUUUCCUCACUCCGAACGUGCAACGUAAUCAAGGCUAUGGAUCUCAUGAUUACACUCAAAAUUCCAAUAGCAUCCCAUCUACCAAUGGUCUCGGACUUGCUUCUAGUCCCCAGAGGCAAAAGCAAUCAGACACAAAUGCUCAAGCCGAACAUUCUCAAUCUGUUCCUAACCAGUCACGCACCCAACCCACACAUGGUAACUACCCACCUAUCCGCAAUGUCCCACCCGCAAUCACUACCGGUCUCGUCCCACCACUCUCUAUCCUUCUCCCAGCCCCAGCAUCUCCCAUCUGCCCGCUCCUUGCUGCCCCCCCUCAAGCACAUUACUCGCCCCUCCCCUUUCCUUCCUCGCCGCACCCAUCUCCGCAUCGCACUACCCCUUCCUCCUCCCCUUCGACCCCGAAACAUAUCUUGGCCCACGCCCGAGCCUCAACUACAUCCGAAUCCAUAAGGGGGUUCGACCUUUUAGCGGAGAAAAAGGCGUCCUUCAGGGAAGGAGAAGAAGAACUGAUGACGCCAUUUUCUCCGAGACCGAGGAAUAAACCGAGUGCACUGAGAGAUGGGUUGCGAGCGAGUGGAGCAGACUUUUGGAAGAGAUAUAGUGUGAGUGUAAGGCUAGAUGAAAUUGAUAAGCAAAAAGGACCCUCUAGUGAUUGGUUAUCCAAAGCCCAAGCGAACAGAGGUAUACUCAAGAAGAUGGCCUGGUCGUUCACUUUGAUGACUCUAGUUAUAGUCGCGAUCAUUGUCGUUGUUGUUGUGGUCACCAAUAAUAAGAGCGAUAACAGUUCCAAAACCAAAAGCAACCUUUAGGGCUCAUUCCUGAUUCCCACUGCUCACUUGAACUUUUGAAAGGCGGCAGACCGACUGUUUCGCCAAGUCCGAACCUUUUUGGCAAUCCUUGGCUGCCUCAGCCUCGCAGGUGCCUAAUCAAAUCAAAAAAAAAGAGGACGACUAGAAACAUAUAGGUAACAUGUACAUUAUAUGUAGAACCUAAAAUCUGUAUCACCUGGACUUUAUUCUAUGGCCCUUCGGACAUUUUUCUGUGAUUGUACGGUCGCCCUUAUACUUUCUAUACCCAGCCUAGCAGAGGCUUAUCAUGUAAUGACUGGUGUGCAUCGCUACUCUGGAAAUUUUGACGUG
Messenger RNA from Cryptococcus deneoformans JEC21, 1550 nucleotides. RefSeq lists its product as hypothetical. Lineage: Eukaryota; Fungi; Basidiomycota; Tremellomycetes; Tremellales; Cryptococcaceae. Bases 90 to 1220 code for a protein of 376 amino acids. The transcript is spliced from 3 exons. The record is from RefSeq and is a predicted model, not a curated record.